UAAAUAAAUAAAUGGAAAAAAAACUUUUCCAGCCAAACUGGAAACAGCUGGUACAAGUCCAUUGAUAUUUCCAUAUUAUUGUCCAUUGUUCCUCAGAUAUAGUUAUCCCGCCUUCCUUCUCCCAUUUUCUUUUAAUAUAUCAAGUUGAAUAUGAUUUCUUAUGCAAGCAUGAAACACUUCUAUCAAUAGUUUCUGAAUUGUAGGCUUUUGUAAACAGUUCAAUUAAACAUAUGCUUGUCUUUGUUACAUUUUUCACCUUCAUAUGAACAAAAUGCUGCAACUGCAAAUAUCGAUAGAAGUCAAGCAUGGGGUCCCCCCUUACGACUCUUGCUCCCGGGGAAAGCGCCCAAAUGAAUGUAUUUGCAUCAUAUAGUACCUUUUUUCUACACUAAGAAGAAGGAGAAUAGUCGUAAGGGUGGACCCCAAGCAAAACAGUUUUUUUCCAAAACGGGUUUUGGCCAAAAAAAUCUUUCUUUUUGAUGAACCGUCUGCGCCUGCUCCAAGAUUUUCAAGGCGUGUAACUUCCAUUUUUCCAAAACGCUCGCAAACACAAAAAAUCCUCCAUACGACAUUUUAGUGAAAAAAAGCAAUGUUUUCGCUAAAAUUAAGUUUUCCAAACAUCCCGGGACUUCGGGGGAAAAAAGCAAAAAAAAAGUUUUUGCCAAAAAUACAUCCGACUUUUCGUCAUAAGGGGGGACAUGGCUUUGGCUUUGCAUAGAAAAUCACAAACUCACAUUGGUCCGUAAAAUACAGACUUGCUUGGGUGAUAUUUUGAACCCAAAUAGGUGAAAUGAUGGACAGAAAAAGAGAUUAAAAAAAAAAGAAAGAGCACGACUUGCAAUCUUCGAGGUAUGCUGCUGGAUGUCAAGACUUGGACUUUGGUGCAGUUUACUGCAUGGAUUGUUUUCCCGAGAUGCAAAAGAACUGGACCGGACAUGGCGUGAAGGGAAACUUCCUGCUUCUCUUCCUGCGGCCACAAAGAGCGGUCCUAGUGCCCUCCACAUGGUCCUAGUGCCCUCCACAUGGUCCUAGUGCCCUCCACAUGGUCCUAGUGCCCUCCUCAUUCCCUAGCCGCCAUUAAACAACAACAAAAAGAAGAACGACGAAGCCAAGUUGGAAGUGGUCCAUUAAAAGGUUGAUAGCACGACCUCCUGUACUGUAGAAUGUAGUAUGGACCAUAGGACAGGACGAAGACCUCCUGUACUGUAGAAUGUAGUAUGGACCAUAGGACAGGACGUUAAGAAGCCGUGGAGGCCUAAGAUGCUCUACUAGUCUGCUGGAAAUCCAAAGAAGACGAAGGAGUAAAAAGCAAAAUGGCGUUUGACAAAGAAGGCCUAAACGUGGCCACUGGCCAUUAUUGUUUCUCUAUUUGUAUUUAGUGCAUACAUGUACGCAUAUAUGUCGUGUAGUAGAUGAAACAUUGUUUGUAUCCGGAUACAUUAGUCGGAGCGCACUUUAUCAAGUCUUAGCUUGCUACUUAGCUUAGCUUGUUAGCUGCUAACAAAGAGACGCGGACGUUAUCAACACAUCGCUAAGUAGACAUCAAAUGUGAGUGUAAAGUGUUGUGAUUGUGUGAACAUGUGAGUGUAAAGUGUUGUGAUUGUGUGAACAUGUGAGUGUAAAUUGUUGUGAUUGUGUCAACAUGUGAGUGUAAAGUGUUGUGAUUGUGUGAACAUGUGAGUGUAAAGUGUUGUGAUUGUGUGAACAUGUGAGUGUAAAGUGUUGUGAUUGUGUGAACAUGUGAGUGUAAAUUGUUGUGAUUGUGUGAAAGUAUGAGGAGGAACUUUGUCCAACAAAAGAGGAGAAGGAGCGACAACAUCAACUAUGGACGCUAUUUUCAAGAAACAUCAAGUCAGACGUCCAGUAGCCCCCCACAUUAAAGAGGAAGAGGAGGAUCCACAGCCCCCCCACAUGAAAGAGGAAGAGGAGGAUCCACACAUGAAAGAGGAAGAGGAGGGAGGGUGUCCUGUAGGGCAGGAGGAGGAUGAUGUCAGCAAGUUUCCACUGACUGUUGUCUCUGUGAAGACUGAAGAGCAUGAAGACAAAGCACCUGAGUCCUCACAGCUUCAUCACAGUCCAAAUGUCUGUAAAGAACAACUUCUGCCUGAAAAAGAAGAGAGUAGCUUCAGGAUGUUGGAGGAUCCACCAAAGAGGAAGACCAGGCACCACGGACUCUCUGGUGUAUUCUUUUCCUCUUUGACACAGACCCUUCCCUGUAAAAAAGAAGAGGAAGACUCACUGACCCCCCACAUUAAAGAGGAAGAGGAGGAACACAGCAUCAGUCAGGAGGGAGAUCAUAUUGAAGGACUGGUGGAUAUUCCAGUGACUGGUGUGCCUGUGAAGAGUGAAGAUGAUGAGGUCAAAGGUGAGAGUGAGGAGAAGAGAGAGGCGGAGCCUCCAAGCAGCAGCUCAACACAACACAUGACAACAGAAGCUGAUGGAGACCACUGUGGAGGAUCACAAGCAGACAAGAUGUUAGCUCCACUAUCAGAUAGUGAGGACACAACGUCACACUCUCCUGACACUGAUGAUGAACACUCUAAAGAUGAUAAGACAUGUCACACUGACAACACUCACUUCAAAUGUUCUCACUGUCACAAAACUUUUAAAUACCAUAGUGAUCUGAAAACAAACACAAGAAGACACACUGGAGAAAAAACUUUUAUCUGUUCAAUCUGUAGUAAAGGUUUUGUAGAAAGUCACAAAUUGAAAGUACACAAGAAAACACACACUGGUGAAAAACCUUUUUCUUGUUCAAUCUGUGGUAAAAGUUUUACAGGAAGUCAAUAUUUGAAAGUACACAUGAGAAUACACACUGGUGAAAAACCCUUUUCCUGUUUAACCUGUGGUAAAGGUUUUACACAUAAUCAAUAUUUGAAAGUACACAUGAGAACACACACUGGUGAAAAACCUUUUAUCUGUUCAAUCUGUAGUAAAGGUUUUACACAAAGUCAAUAUUUGAAAGUACACAUGAGAAGACACACUGGUGAAACACCUUUUUCUUGUUCAAUCUGUGGUAAAGGUUUUACACAAAGUCAAUCUUUGAAAAUACACAUGAGAACACACACUGGUGAAAAACCCUUUUCCUGUUCAAACUGUGGUAAAGGUUUUACACAAAGUCAAUAUUUGAAAGUACACAUGAGAAGACACACUGGAGAAAAACCUUUUUUCUGUUCAACCUGUGGUAAAGGUUUUACACAUAGUCAAUAUUUGAAAGUACACAUGAGAGCACACGCUGGUGAAAAACCUUUUUCCUGUUCAAUCUGUGGUAAAGGUUUUACACAAAGUCAACAUUUGAAAACACACAUGAGAGCACACACUGGUGAAAAACCCUUUUCCUGUUCAAUCUGUGGUAAAGGUUUUACACAAAGUCAAGAUUUGAAAGUACACAUGAGAGCACACACUGGUGAAAAACCCUUUUCCUGUUCAAUCUGUGGUAAGGGUUGUACACAAAGUCAAGAUUUGAAAGUACACAUGAGAACACACACUGGUGUAAAACCUUUUUCCUGUUCAACCUGUGGUAAAGGUUUUACACAAAGUCAACAUUUGAAAAGACACAUGAGAACACACCCAGGAGAGAAAGUGUUGAGUUGUAGUGUGUGUGGUGAAAGAUUCUCUUAUAAGUACCAGUGUAAGAAACACAAGUGUGCUGGUGAGAACAGCAGCAGCAAUUGAAACUGCAGGAUUUGAAAUAAACUGUCAAGACUUUAAUGUUGACUUUCUGAACACAUCAGCACAUACACUACAGUUUAAAAGUUUGGGGUCACAUUGAAAUGUCCUUAUUUUCAAUGAAGAUAACUUUAAACUAGUCUUAACUUUAAAGAAAUACACUCUAUACCAGGGGUCACCAACCUUUUUGAAACCAAGAGCUACUUCUUGGGUAGUGAUUAAUGCGAAGGGCUACCAGUUUGAUACACACUUAAAUAAAUUGCCAGAAAUAGCCAAUUUGCUCAAUUUACCUUUAACUCCAUGUUGUUAUUAAUAAUUAAUGAUAUUUACACUUAAUUGAACGGUUUAAAAGAGGAGAAAACACGAAAAAAAUUACAAUUAAAUUUUGAAACAUAGUUUGUCUUCAAUUUCGACUCUUUAAAAUUCAAAAUUCAACCGAAAAAAAGAAGAGAAAAACUUAAAAAAAUAAUUUAUGGAACAUCAUUAGUCAUUUUUCCUGAUUAAGAUUAAUUUUAGAAUUUUGAUGACAUGUUUUAAAUAGGUUAAAAUCCAAUCUACACUUUGUUAGAGUAUAUAGCAAAUUGGACCAAGCUAUAUUUCUAACAAAGACAAAUGA
Entelurus aequoreus (snake pipefish) is the source of this 4285-nucleotide messenger RNA. Its product is annotated as gastrula zinc finger protein XlCGF57.1-like. The record is from RefSeq and is a predicted model, not a curated record. The transcript is spliced from 4 exons. Lineage: Eukaryota; Metazoa; Chordata; Actinopteri; Syngnathiformes; Syngnathidae. Gene Ontology annotation, biological process: negative regulation of transcription by RNA polymerase II; regulation of immune system process; regulation of cytokine production. Gene Ontology annotation, molecular function: DNA-binding transcription activator activity, RNA polymerase II-specific; RNA polymerase II cis-regulatory region sequence-specific DNA binding. Gene Ontology annotation, cellular component: nucleus. The coding region runs from base 1825 to 3675 and encodes 616 amino acids.